Molecule: messenger RNA, 6915 nt
Organism: Linnemannia hyalina
Lineage: Eukaryota; Fungi; Mortierellomycota; Mortierellomycetes; Mortierellales; Mortierellaceae
Source: the annotation of a GenBank genome assembly
AUGGAACUACAACCAGAGGAUCCCCUGACAUGGGACCCGCCCCAGGUCACCCGCUGGCUAAAAUCUGCAUUUAACUUUCCCGAUGACAUCCUCAAGCUCUUCAUUGAGCAUGAUGUCGAUGGACAAAUCUUACUCUCUGACUUGGACCACGAAGCCCUCAAGAACGAGUUCAAUAUCGCGUCGUUUGGAAAACGUUGCAUGAUCCUCAAGCACAUUCAGACCCUCCGAGGGCAAGCGAACCAGACAGUAGACUCGCCUUCAGGAGCACUGGAACAUGAUCUGGAAUCUCUACGACUGUCCGAGUUAGUCGCCACUGCACCUGCACCUGAAUAUACCACCACUACUGCUCGCCCAGUUACCACACCCCUCGCCGAAAUCGGCAAUACCCGACUAUCAGAAAGGAGAUUUCGUGAUGGUGCGCCAGAGUUCAAGAAGAUUCGCAUGCUAGCUAAACCACUACGACUUUUGUUCGACAACGAGCUUAAUGUUCACCAGCGAUCGCCGUCAUCUCGAAAGAAACGGAACACAUCGAACAGAAAAUCUAUUCGGCACUCUGACGAGGAAAGUCUCUCGAUUGGUUCCUCUGAUGAUUUCGAUGAGGAUGAUAGUGACCAUGACAAUGAAAGCGACGUGGACAGCAACAGCAACAGCAGUGGCUACGACGACGCCGCGAAUCAAGAUUCCGACUGUCAAAAACAUCAGUCGCAGGAUGAGGAAGACGAACCAUCGGCCACAAGGUUGCUCGAGAGAAAAGAAUAUGAGCCAUUAGCCGCGAGGAUUCUCACACAGAAAGAAAACGAGUCUUUGGCACAAAGGCUGCAGCAACAGAAGAAUCUGGACCAAGGCAAGAACAGCCCAUCUCUCGCUCCUCCGAAUCCCAUCAAGCCGUUGCCCCAGUCUGGAGGGUCAAGGUCAGGUCCCGGGCCAAAGGGGGGAAGCGAAUCAAAGUCGGGGUCAGGAUCAAAGAUUGCGUCCGGAACAUCAACGACCAAAAUCAGGAUCACGCCAACACUUGUCAAGCCUGGAGUUGCAUCAUCGCCACCAAGCACAACCCAUCAUCCCUUGACCCUUCUUUCCUCAAAACCACAUACAGGAUCGCCCUCGGAGACAACAAUCAAACAAUCAAAGGCAACUAGCAAGAAGGCCCGCAGGAUCGAGUCAAAGCUUGCCAAGAUUGGUAUGACGCUACAAGACAUCUUUUUCAACAAGGAUGGAUCGGCAUUUGACAGCGAUGAUGAUGACAACUGGACGGUGGUCAGGCCACGCGCCGCUCGAAAGAAGGAGCUGUGGACGUAUCAGAAGGCUGUGCAGAUCAACAUGCGGCGGAUCUUGAGGAUACCUCCUAUCUUUGAGGCUCCCGGACACGUGGUUUAUUCUCCAAUGCGCAAACCAACGCACAAGGAUGUCCCUGUUCGAGUCAUCUCAACCGCACUAUCUCGGAAAAACACCACUGUGAGAUCUUCGACAUGGGAUGCGAUCUUCGGGGACAUGCACAAGGACGUAUACAAGGACGUGCACAAGGACCCGACUCCGCAGAGGCUCACGAUCAACAUUGGCGACCAUGACCUCACUUCGAUCAACUUUGCUGCUUUGACCAAAGGACCCAACCAUACCCCGCCAUCUGUGAAUUGGGCAACCGGCAAGGAUGACGACAUUGUAUACCCGCUCUAUGGAGAUUCCGACGCUUCCGAAUACACAACCGACGAGGAGCUGUACAAAGAGGUGGCCAAGGAAGAGAAAGAGCUUCAAGAAAAACUGUCGGGACGCGUCAAGGUGCCGGCGUCCAAUGUCAAGCUUUCCACCGGCGUUGUCAAGGAGAUUGCUCGGAUCUACAUCUCGGACCGGAAGGAGGCAUGGGCACGACUGGAGCGCCCUAAAUUGGGCCGAGCUGCUAGGAAACUUGGCAAGACCCUCGGGAACAAGAAGGACAGGCAGUUGUACAUCGAGCAUCUGAAGGCAACCAUCGAGGCACUUUCUCAAAGGCGGCUUGCUUCUCUCUUGGAGGCGAUGGAGAAGACCUCUUAUCGGACUGCAACCGAGGUGCGAAAGGCGUGCAAGGCUCUCGACGAAACAGUCGACUCGAUGUGCCAUGAGCAGUGGAAGCACGACAUCCUUUGCGGGACGGAGCCGAUUCCAGACGAUGUGCAAAACUCUGACUCUGAAACCAAGCCAUCGCCUAUCAGUCCAAAGGUUUGGCAGGAGCCCAAACGAGACCAUCCUUCCGCGAAGAGUUCCGGCGAGACGGCCAGUGCAAUCGAUACAGACGAGGAAACAGAAGAACGAAGGCAGCGGGAGCUGGACGCGGCUUUCAUCGACGACUCCAACUAUGACGAGGGCAGCCAUGCCGACAUUGACAAAGAUGGAUCGGAAAAAGACGCGGGUGGCGACGUCAACAUGGUUGAGACACCACAACGUCCGAGCGAAAUGCCCUCCACUACCUCACAGCACCUUACUCUGUCCAAACCAGCGACACCAACCUUCCGCAGUGUCUCCGCAACGCCCAACGCGCGGUCUCUCCCAACACCGCCAUUUACCGCCACCUCACCUCAGGAUCCUCCACCACUCUCCGAUUUGGAUAUCGCCGGAGACGAUGCUCAACAUCCUUCCGACAAUGAUAAUGACGAUGGCAACGUCCAAGACGAUUACACCUACCGUAAGGCACUUCUGGCGAGACGCAAGGAAUCUAAGAGGGCCAAGAAAAGGAGAUUGGCUAAAAAUAAGGCUCAGGAGGCGAACCGGGCCGCAUUGCCUAUAUACAUCGACUUGGAUGACGAUUACCUGAAGCGACCAGAUCGAUCAAUCUCGCCGUCAGAAAAAGCAGCCAAGUUCAAAUCAACCCAUAACAGACAGCCACCCAACGCGCCUCAACCCUCAGUGAAGCGGGAAUCACGUCCGAAUGAGGAUCAGGAUGGGAAAGCGCAGAAGAACCCCAAUCCUACAGGAAGUGCUUCGCCUCUGGAAACCGAUAGGAUUCCCAAGAGCCUGGUCGCGGUCUCAUACCGAUACGACGACGAAGAUGCUAGCGUUGUGGUUGUCCCUCAGCCAGCGACAAGUGUCAAACCCAUGAAGCGACCCAAAUGGCGGGAGGAACUCAAGAGUAGCGGUAUGACUGACAACAAACUCCUCGCCAAACUUCGUGAAACCAGUAAGAAUGCGCGCCUCGGGAUAAACGUUGUUAUGGAGGAGCCAUAUAUCUCUGCGUGGCAGGAGUAUAUCGAGUGGGUCGAGCUCGACGGCGGAGACAGCAUCGAAUUGAAAGAGUUUCUGGCAUGGAAGGACGAAGGCAACACCACACAGAUCUACCGAGAGAAAGCGCGGGAAGUCGCUCAGGCCCAAGCAGUAACCGACAGAGCAGCGGCACUAAAUUCAAAGAAGGAAAAGCAGACGCAGGACGAACAGGACGAACAGGAGGCUCGAGACAAUAAGGCCAAGGAAAUGAAUGGGGAAAAGAGAGCCACUGACAUAGAGGAACGGUCGUCAACGUCGGAGGGCUCGUCGCGGCGGCUAAAGGGAGGAAAAGGAAAGUCUACGACAAAAAGACCAUCCUUUACCUCCCAUCCCGAGACCAUUACCAUCGAAUCUAGCGACGAUACCGACUCCAUUCAGAAACGCCUGCCUGUGGCAUCUCGCAGAUCAACAACAAAACCAAGAACGGAGUCCUCAUCAUCAACAUCAUCGUCUCCCGGUCCGGAACGGCCUACCCGCAAGGAACUUCAGGACUUAACUGAGAGCGAUACUGCAUCCGAGAGUGCGACGGACAAGGAGGACCUGGACGCUGAAGCUCGAAGGCUGGAAAAGAACCUCAAGAAGCGACCCCGCGCUGCCAGGAACCAUUUUGGAGACGGAUCACCCGAGGUCUCGAGUGGUGAUGACCGCAUAUUUCAGUCGCAACCCAGGCCCACACCCAAACGGCGCAAGGCAGUCAUCGAAGAUGAAGCACAGGACGUUCGUAUACUUCGCUUGAAUGCAGCCAAGAACGAGGAAGAGUACCAGAAGCGUAUUAAGGACCAGGAACAACGCGCCAAGAUCCGCGGUGCGCCCAACCCACUUCUAGGUGACGAGGUUCUUAUCAACCCUGGACACAAGAAGACGGAGCGAGCAGUGAUCAUCCCAUCUUUCCUGACAGUGAAUCUGAAGCCCCAUCAGAUUGAUGGGCUACGGUUCAUUUGGAAGAACAUUAUCAUGUUUGAUGGUGGAUGCAUUCUGGCUCACAGUAUGGGUCUGGGGAAGACUUUCCAGGUGGUGGCGUUUAUCUAUGUUCUAUUGACAGAGAUCCACUCAGGAAACAAGGACAUCCCAGCAAAGCUGCAGCCUGGUCGGGUACUACUGCUCAUGCCCCCUAUCGUGUUACAGAACUGGGCCGACGAGUUCGAAAAGUGGAUCCCGCCGCAGCGCCGGAAAGAUGUGCUCUUAUACAAGUUUGGUGAGCUGAUGGCGAAUGAGAGGAUCAGGUUGCUAGAGAAGUGGCAUGCGGAUGGCGGUGUCUUUCUGAUGGGCUAUACCAUGUUCCGAGAACUCUCGGUAACCACCAAGAGCAACGCUGCGAGAAAUGAAGACACCAGCAAUCGAUUCAAGCACCUUCUGCUCACCCCUGGACCUUCUUUGGUCUUUGCUGAUGAGGGACACGCCAUCAAGAACAAAAACGCGAAACUCUCUAUGGCUGCAAAGGAGAUCAAGAGUACCGCACGAGUUAUCUUGACGGGCUACCCACUCCAGAAUCGCCUGGAGGAGUACUGGUGCAUGGUGGACUUUGUCCGCCCAAAGUUCCUUGACGACAUUGGAACCUUCCGCUCACACUACAUCCGCCCCAUCAGCAACGGACUCCAUUCUGACAGUUCCGAGCUGGAGAAGAAGAUCUCAUCCAAGAAGCUGAAGGUGUUGACUGAGCUCAUCAAGAACUUUGUCAUGAGGAAGGAUCAGUCCAUUCUGCGUGCCUCGCUGCCCAAAAAGUACGAGUUUGUGAUAUCUUGCAAGCUGAGUACGUUACAGUACUACCUGUACACGCAGAUCUUACCGACGUUCCCUACCAAUGGCACCGCGAAUGUGUUGGGUAAUGGACAGCUUCUGCUGACCAUCUGCAAUCAUCCUGCCGCCUUCAAGGCUUCCACAAGGGAUAUUUCUGCCAAGAGUGCGAGCACCUCUGUCAAGGCUUCCCCGGCAGAAAGCGAUUCUCCAUCGACCACCCUCAGUACUUUGAAUGGCACUAUCACAAUCCUGGACGACAGUGACGAAGAACCAGGAGAGAAGGAGAAGGAGAUGGCGGAAGCACUCAGGUGUGAUAUCACGGAUAUUUCUCAUGGAUUCAAGGUCAAGAUUGCGAUUGACAUCAUCCGGGAGAGUCGCGCCAUCAACGAGAAGGUGCUUGUGUUCUCCCGCAGCAUUCCAACACUUGAUUUCCUUGCGUACACUACCGAGCAAGCUGGAUUCAAAUCUAUGAUGUUGGAUGGAUCCACGCCCAUUCAGGAUCGGCAAGGGAUGAUCAACGACUUUAACAGGAACGACUACGAUCUCUUCUUGAUUUCCUCUGGAGCUGGCUCUCAAGGAGUGAACUUGGUCUCGGCCAGCCGCGUUAUUAUCUUUGAUGUGGGCUGGAAUCCAAGUCAUGACGAACAGGCAAUCGCCCGUGCUUUCCGCUAUGGCCAGACCCGCAAGGUGUUUGUUUACCGACUGCACACGUUCGGAACCUGGGAGGACAAGCUGUACAAGACCAACCUGCACAAGCUGGGACUGUCCAACCGAGUUGUAGACAAGAAAAACAUCUUCCAGGCCCACAGCAAGACCGAGAUGAACAUGUACUUUGAGCCUCCUCCCAUUCCUGCCAGCAACCCCCAAUGGGUGACUGAGGAGAACGUUGGUGCACUCUUUGACAAGGUGGACUCUGACGAUCCGGUACUGAGAUCGGUUAUGCAGAGUAAUAAGGAGCAAAUCACGCAUAUUGUUCCUCAGAGUGAACUCGUGCGGGAGGUGGACUCUGACUUGACCGAAGCCGACAUGAUUGAUAUCAAUAGUAUGAUUGAGGAGGAAGAGAGGCGCAUCAAGUGGGCCGAGGAAAAUCCUGGAGUACCGUGCCCACCCCUGCCACCAAUGCAAGCAGCUGUAAUGGGCUUGCUCACGACACCUGUUGUCACUGGCCCACAAAUCCGACCACCUAUGCCACAUUCAGCCAUACUUCCACCAGGAUCGACUUCUGUCCCAGGGCCUACUAUGGGCGCCUUUCCCACCGCUCAGUUGAAAGGUAGUUACCAGCAUCAACAACCUAACAUCCAUCGCUCACACCAGACAGUUCCUCGUGGAUAUCAGUCGAAUUUGAUGAGCAUGAUGCCCCAGGUCGCUUCGAGCUCUGCAACACCAGCGCAGGGCAGCUCACAAAGGACUACCAUCACUAUGCCGAUCUCCUCUCUACCAGUGGGACGUGCGCCUGCUUCUACUUCACCAGCGGGACUGAGCGCUCAAACGGCUAUUGACUUGAGCAGUGCCGCGGAAUUCCCCGUCUACCACAGCAACAAUAACCUCGCCGACGCAGGACGACCUGGACUCGGCAUUCAGAUGCCCUUUACGAGUAACAGACCGUACGGACAUGGCGUGUCUGGAGGCACCAACCUGUGGAGCAACGGGAAUGCAGGUCUACCCCAGGGCCACAACGCAGGAGGAGGAUCUGUGAGGCACGGCUUUGGUGCUGGUGGUAUUACUGGUACCAUUGCUACUACUACUAUUCCUCCUACUGCUACUACUGCUUCCGCUGUUACUCCACAACCUCCUUUAGUCGGACGGACGACGACGGCCUCUCCUGCGUUACCUACCCCCUCGCGUCAGGAACCGGCGCCGGUGCCAGUGACUGCACCUGGGCCUGAGUUAGGGUCGUUCCAGAGUGUGAUCCAACAACAUCAAAACGGUCAGCUGGAGCCUCUCAAUUAG